Molecule: messenger RNA, 3059 nt
Organism: Sphenostylis stenocarpa
Lineage: Eukaryota; Viridiplantae; Streptophyta; Magnoliopsida; Fabales; Fabaceae
Source: the annotation of a GenBank genome assembly
AUAGCAUAUGGAUUGAGAAGGCUUUUAGAGACAUAGAAGAAUCCAAAGUCCAAAUGACUAAAGGCAGAAAGUGUGAAGAGAAGAGGAGUUAUGCAUCCAAAACUGGAUCACUCAAUCAAGUUGCAUAUUCUUCUGUUUCCACUGGAAAGCCAGAUUUCUGUGCUCUAAGAGAGAAGAUGAUUGAGCUGAUCGACUGUGUCACGCAAGAGGGGAUUUUGAAAUCAACUGUGACAUUCAUCAUGACAAAGAGGUCCCAGAGAUUCCCUGUGAAUUAUGAGAAAGACCAGUCAGGAUGUAUGUGGGGUUUUAUUAGUAUAUUUGAUUUUCGUCAUGCCCGCUGUACUCGGAAAUUGAUAGCAGAUAAGAGGCAUGGAAGCAAGCAUGCUCUUGGUGCUGCACUUACCAAGAACAAGUUUGAAGUGUUGAGCAAUUUGGAUGAAGACUAUCAAGGCAAUUUCGACAGGGGAGAGAGUAAGAGACUAACACUGACAACUGAUGGUGAUAAGCUUAGUGUGAAGAAACUGAUAGAAGAAGAAAUGAUCAUUGACCAGGAUGAAAUAAAGGAUCAAGGUAAAGAGUUUGUAGAAUCAAAGCAAAAGCAAUCCAGAUUAGGGCGUGAAGAUCCUCCAAAGAAAGAUUCCAAAAGGAAAAAGAAAUCUCGCAAGAAAAACCGUGAUAUGGGCAGCCGUGAUUUGAAUUCAGAUGCAACCUUGAAAUCUGAAUUUUUACACAAGCAGCAUUCAAGGGAUCAGUCAAAAGAUACUCUAGAUUUGGACGAAAUAAUGAAUGAUUUUUGUCAUGUUGAAGCUGCUUGUUCCAUGAUGAAUGACGAUGAUUGCAAAAUUGAUGCACAGUCAAACCAAAAGAAUGUUAUGUCUGAAAACCUUGCUAAUGCAAUCCAUGAAUUUGUGAAUCAGAUGAGAUUGAAUGGUAAAGAUCUGCCUGAAGAUGGACAAUUCCUUAGCUCACAUGAACUCAUGGAAGCACUUCAGGUUAUAAGUUCAGAUAAGCAAUUGUUCCUUAGACUUCUUCAAGACCCAAAUUCACACUUGCUGAAAUACAUUCAGGAGUUGGAAAAUGCUAAAGGGGGAGAUGGCAAAAUAUGCUCUUCACUUAGUGGCUCCAACUGCUCUGAACAAGAACUUGUUAAUCUGAAACAAACUAGGGAGAGUGCCAACCGUAAGCAUCUUAACUUUUUCAGGAAAAGGGGGAAGUCUCAAUCAAAAAAUGCAACAAAUGAAAAUGGGAAAACUGAGUUUUCAAAUAGAAUUGUCAUUCUGAAACCUGCACUAACAGGCAUGCAAAUUUCUGAAAAUGGAAGCAACCUUGCCUCAUCUCUAGAUUCUCAUGAUAUUGCCCAUUACAAAGGCCCUUCUGUGAGAGUUGGUUCUCAUUUUUCUCUUACAGAAAUAAAAAGGAAACUGAAACAUGCUAUGGGAAAGGAGAGGCAUGGAAACCCUGAAGUGAUAUCACGAAAACUCCCUGUUGAACGUCAAAAUAAGGUGCCAAGAGGCAAAUGCAAAGAUAAUACUGGAAUGAGAUCUCCUAAUAAAGACCAUUUCUUCAUUGAAAAGAUUGCAAGACCUAUGUUUGAUGUUGUGAAAGGAAACAAGACUGAUACAUUGAAAGACUCCGAAUUGAACGUGCAACAUGAACGUGGUAUUCCCAAGCAAAGUGCUUCUAACAUAUAUGUUGAGGCUAGGAAACAUCUGUCUGAGAUGCUAGAUAAUGCUGAUGAGAACACAAACAUUUCAAGCGGGCAGAUUCCCAAGACCCUUGGGAGAAUACUUUCUCUUCCCGAGUACAACUUUUCACCUGUAGAAAGUCCUGCAAGGAAUUUGGAAGAUCAUUCUGUGACUGCACCGGCCAGAUUUUCUUCCUCAGGCAAAACUAGCGAAGUUAGUGAUGAUAAUUUGUCCCCAAAACCCGCAAACUCUAGUGGUAUUCCAGAUCAGGAAACUUCCAAAUCAGAAAAACAGUCAAGCAUUUGUGAUGAAAUCUCUAAUAAUAAAGUACAGGAAAUUAAGUCAAUGUCAAAUUUCUCCCAUGAUGAUGGUAUUGUUGAUUCAUCUGAAGCCUGUUGUCCUAUCAAAGAUGAGAUAGUUAUUGAAGACAAUGUUGCAUCUGCGGAAGAGAAAAAUAAAUUGAAAUCAUUUUUGGAUCCAAAUGGCUUCAUAAUAGGAAAGAACCAAAAUAUUGAUAUCUCAGAAAUUCAGGAUGGUGCACAAUGUUCUGGAUGUUUGAAUCAGGAUAUAAUAGAAGAGAACAAACUAUCAUCUCUCCCUUCGUCUCCUCACUCUUCGAUCACUAAGAAAAAUGAAGAGCUAGACUGUGGGACAGAUAUAUCCGGGCGACCAAGUCCUGUAUCUGUUCUUGAUACAUCAUUUUCAGAUGAUGACUUUGGCCCUGGACACUCCAGAUGUCAACCUGUUAAGUUACCAGUACAACCUCUACAAAUUCAAUUUGAAGAACACGAUUCUUCACCUGCAGAGCAAUUUGACACGGGAAAAUAUAGUUUUGAAGAAAAGGAGUUGAUAUAUGACUACAUCAAAGUUGUCUUGCAUGCCUCUGGUUUGACAAGAGAUCAGUUGAUGGUGAAAUGCCUUACCUCUGACAAGAUAAUAGAUCCUUCUUUGUUUGAUCAGGUAGAGUUCUUCUCGAACCUGCGUUGCCACGAUCGGAGGCUCCUAUUUGACUCUGUCAAUGAAGUUCUCAUGGAGGUUUGCCAGCAUUACUUUGGGGUCUCACCUUGGGUUUCAUUUGUAUAUCCUAGCAUGAGGCCAGCUCCAAGUAUGAAAAGGGUUACAUUCAAGGUCUGGGAAGGAGUGUGCUGGCAUGUCCUUCCCUUGCCCCCACCUCGCACUUUGGAGCAAAUUGUUAGGAAAGACAUGGCAAAAAGGGGAACUUGGAUGGACCUUGAACUUGAUGCUGAAGCAAUUGGUUUUGAAAUGGGAGAGGCCAUUCUUACUGAACUGAUGGAAGACACAAUCUUGAGCCUUGUGAGUGAAAGUCCAGAGAGUAAAUGUUCUGUGCUUCAAUUUGAGUUGAAGGAACAAUGA